GCUAUAGCAACCUCGCCGCCGGCUAGGCCCGCCUUUUGAUUUGCUUUGCUUGCGCAGAGACGGUGGAAGGAGACGGAAACUGGCGAGAGGCGCCGGGUCUCCUGAGGCCGGCCCUACGGGCGAGGAGCCGGCUCCAGGCCGGGAACAUGGGAGUCAGGAUGGACGAAAGCGGCGAGCGCAGGAGGCGGCGGAGCAGCCCAGUAAUAGAAUAUCUAACCAUUCCAAGGUACGGAUUAGCAAGCCCAUUCAAAGGACAUUUAAGUACAAAAAGUAAUGCUUUCUGCAUUGACUCCUCCUCCCGCAGACUCAGUAAUCAGUACCUCAUCAGGGAUCACAUGGCUGUUCAUUAUAAUAAAAUACUUUCAGCCAAAGCUGCUAUAGACUGUUCAUUACCAAAAAGCAGAUUAAACAGUAUAAAAUUUUCAGAUCAGCAACGAAGAGAGAAACUGAAGAAAGAGGUAGAAAAAUGUGAGAAGGAGAUGAUUUCAUCUCAACAGGUAUCCCGAUCAAGUUCCAGGGAAAGUAGAAGACUGUUGUCUGCUACCUAUACAAAACCCACCCCAACACAUUCAUCAGAACCAGAAGACAAGGAACCCUUAAGGGCACCGUGUGAACAGCAGUGUGGGUUAGACUCCCUAUUGAUUCCAGAAAAGCAAAGCGCAAUCCUUCAAAGGAAAGAAAAAAAUAACAAAAGCAUUGCUCCGAAAAUCUCCACCUUAUCCAUCGAAAGCUCAGAUUCCAGCAUUUCAAGCCUACAAAAAAUACAUUCUAGAGUUUCCUGUAGUUCUUCUGACACUACAGCAAGCAAGCAUUCUUCAAAAGCCCAAACUCCUGACUCCAAAGCAUGCAGUGGGGAUCUCCUGGAUAAGCAUUCCCAACAUUUUACCAAUGGUCAGCAGCCAUUCACUCCAAGGACUUUAAAGUCGGAUGCGAAAUCCUUUCUUUCACAGUACAGAUACUACACCCCAGCAAGACGGAAAGUAAGGGAGAAUCUAAGGCAACAUAUGGAAGCAGAAACACAAACUGAAAUAAGCAGUUUUCAAGACGAAUCUGAAGCAGCUGAAAAAGAAAAUUUGCCUAGUUUUCAGAAGAUCACGAAGGAGGUAGAAGAUUCCCGGUUUUCUAAUGAACAGAAGUCUGAUGAAAUGAAAACUGUUUCUCGGUUAUCCUCUCCAAGAGCAAUUUCUCCAUGUUCUGUUGAGUCCCCAACCAUGAGGAAAAUCCAAGCUGAAGAAGAAGAACUGAGGUAUUUAAAUUUUAUUCAGGACAUAACAGAUGAAAUUCUGAAGCUUGGAUUAUUUUCCAACAGGGCUUUGGAAAGGUUGUUUGAACGUCACAUAGAACUAAACAAGAACCAUCUAAAUAAGGGAAUUAUUAACAAAGGCAAUUUUACUGCCACUUUGCUAAAUUAUGCAGCCCAAUAA
This is a messenger RNA of Notechis scutatus (mainland tiger snake), 1424 nucleotides long. Lineage: Eukaryota; Metazoa; Chordata; Lepidosauria; Squamata; Elapidae. The record is from RefSeq and is a predicted model, not a curated record.